Molecule: messenger RNA, 2044 nt
Organism: Coregonus clupeaformis (lake whitefish)
Lineage: Eukaryota; Metazoa; Chordata; Actinopteri; Salmoniformes; Salmonidae
Product: protein arginine methyltransferase NDUFAF7, mitochondrial
Exons: 10
Coding region: 458-1834 (458 amino acids)
Biological process (GO): mitochondrial respiratory chain complex I assembly
Cellular component (GO): mitochondrion
Molecular function (GO): protein-arginine omega-N symmetric methyltransferase activity
Source: RefSeq, a predicted model, not a curated record
CUCGGUGCCCCGGUUAAGCGAGGUUUGCACAUUCUAAACCAUUCCAUUUAUCCUAAGUGAACUCUCCAUUCACCCGAGGCACCGAGCCAUGCAAAACAAACUCAACCAAUAUUGUCCAAUCAGAAGUGUUGUUGGCGUUGGAAAGCGGAUGUACUUGCACUCGCACCACACAUUUUGGAAUCUGCUAGCUAGCUAGCUAGCUAGUUGGCUCCAUUCGUGGAGUCUGAGGAAUUCAUUUAUCUUCUGCCAAAGUGUGUCAUGUAAAGAUGGACUGAAGUUUGACAAGAUAUUACAUGUAGGCCUAUGAAACGCAGAUAGCUGAUCCCCCGCGGUUGUGCUUUCAAUUGUCUCUCUCAUGCUACUGUGCAGUCAGGCUUGAUGUCAAUUUCUGGGAAAGUAGCCUACUGUUACAGUGGAACAUUGUCUGAGUGUUGUAGCUAGCUAGAUAACUGUCUCAAUGAGGACAGUUGGAGCACUGCAGAGGUUUAGCAGAGUCCUUGUCUGCCCUUGUCCACCACCAUCAUCUGUUAGAUCAUGGAGCAUGGCACAGAUCAGGAGUUGCUCCAGGAGCUCAGCAGAGAAACCAAUGCCAAGAAACUCAAUGCUCAGACACCUAACCUCCAAGAUCAAAGCUACAGGUCCUAUCUCAGUGGCAGAGUACAUGAGAGAGGUUCUCACUAACCCAGUCACGGGCUAUUAUGUGCAGAAUGAUAUGCUUGGGCCAGAUGGAGAUUUCAUCACAUCGCCAGAAAUUAGUCAGAUCUUUGGGGAGCUGCUGGGGAUCUGGUGUUUAAGCGAGUGGAUGGGAGCAGGGAAGCCCAGUCACUUCCAGUUAGUGGAGUUUGGACCAGGAAGAGGCUCCUUGGCCAAUGACAUUCUCAGAGUCUUCAGUCAGCUGCGUGGGGCCCUGGGUGGGACUGCAGUCUCAGUGCACCUGGUGGAGGUGAGUUCUAAACUGAGCCAGGUCCAGGCCCAGGCUCUGACGAGGGACCAGAGCCAGGUGUCGGCCAGAGAGGAUGAGCCUGUGUACCGCCAGGGGACCACCACCACAGGCCUCCCCAUCUCCUGGUACCGCAACCUGGAUGACGUCCCCAGAGGCUUCAGCAUCUACCUUGCUCAUGAGUUCUUUGAUGCCUUACCCAUCCAUAAAUUCCAGUCACUGAUUGUGAUGUGGGCACAGAGAACAGAGAAGGGCUGGAGGGAGGUGAUGGUGGAUAUUGACCCAGAUGAGCCAGGCAAGCUGAGGUUUGUCAUAGUGCCAGCACCCACUCUGGCCUCUACCCAGCUCAUACAGGCAGAUGAAGUGAGACGGCUCGUGGAGGUCUGCCCGGAGGGAGGGAUCAUCAUCCAGCACCUGGCCAAUCGGAUUGCAGAGGACGGGGGCGCGGCACUGAUUGCAGACUACGGGCAUGGCGGGACCAAGACGGACACGUUCAGAGGUUUCAAAGAUCAUAAGCUCCAUGAUGUCCUAGCUUCCCCUGGCUCUGCUGACCUGACUGCUGACGUGGACUUCAGUUACCUGAGGAAGAUGGCUGGAGCUACGGUGGCCUGCAUGGGCCCUGUCUCUCAGAGAGACUUCCUGAAAAAUAUGGGCAUCGAUACACGCUUACAGGUUCUACUGAGGAACUGUGCAGACCCGUCUAUAAAGGCCCAGCUGAUCCAGAGCUAUGACAUGCUGACCAACCCCCAGAAGAUGGGUGAGAGGUUUCAGUUCUUCACCAUGCUCAACCACCGUCGCCUCACCAGACCCGAGCCUGAGCAGUCCGAGGGGGGGGAGAAGAAGGCCCCAGCGCCCCUGCCUGUGGCUGGCUUCAGUGAGCUUGGCCUCUCGUGAAAAGCGGAGCCAGAGACUCAUCAUGGGUUCCUCCAGAGACUGCACUGCAGAGGCUGUGAGUGUGAACUCACCUGUGAAGGCACUUAAAAGUCGCAUCCAUGAAUAUAGUACUAUACCUUGAUUAUAUAGACAAGACCUUCAUAAGCAGUAGGGUUUGGUUUGAAAAGUUGAGCUUAUGUGCUAAUAAAAUCCUAAGAAUUAUGCACAGAA